AUGCCAGCUCCUCUUGCUAAAGGGAUCAUCGUCACAGUCUCUGUUCUAGUAGCAGCCGGCGUGGCCGUCUACCAGUCGCCCCAAUUUCAGCAGUGGGUGACCAACUCUCGACGAAAAAUCGCCGUAGUCCUGCAUAACCUCGGCGAUGAGGUUCAACCACGCGGCUCAGUCUCUCCAGGCCGAGAAGACAUUUCCAUGAGCGAAGAGAUCGGAGAAGCUGCGGAAGAACGUAGGCGCAUCGCCAAGGCAGAGAUCAGACGCCGGGCUACUCUUUUGGAAAGUCGGCGCAAAAGCAGGACGUCCUUGCAAAACCAAGGGAGCUUUGAUACCCUCGUUGAUGCGGAUGGCAAUCUCCGCGCAUCAAGUAAGGAUGCGAGCUCUGCGCACGAAGAUCCUGCAGAUGGUCACUCUACUGCCUUGGACCUGGGAGCCAUGCAGCCGGCGGUGCGCCGAGGAGUACUGAAUGACGACGCCAUCAGCCCUAGUGCUGAACGGCCCGACCUCCACAUCGACAUUCUUUCGGAGACAACAUCCAACCACCCGUCGGAGGCUAUUCUGCAAUUUACACCAACCUCGGAAGUGCCAUCAGAGUUGCUGUUUGAUCCAUUCGCUGACUCUCCUCUUCGAUCGCAGACACCCGUGUCUGCUGCGGCAUCCAGCCACACCGAAGCCAACGAACAGGUCUACUAUGCUCAUCCAAGCUCUGAGCUUGACGAGGGCAGGCCUCAGGAUCUGCUCACUGACUUGGAUGACAUCUCUCCAAAUAAUCAGCAACAGCAACCUGUGUCAUCGACAUCCUCAAUCGCUGGUAGCUAUAGCCACAUCGGCGCUUCUAACGAUACGUCUUCAGAUGGAAGCUUGAGUGAUCUAGGAGAGCAUCUUGGAGACGGCAUUGAAACUCCUGCCAGCUGGUCUGAAGUCGGGAGUGUCGUUAGCCAGGACGAUGCUGGUCAUCAUUCGCUUGUUUGA
Penicillium diatomitis is the source of this 969-nucleotide messenger RNA. RefSeq lists its product as uncharacterized. The coding region runs from base 1 to 969 and encodes 322 amino acids. Lineage: Eukaryota; Fungi; Ascomycota; Eurotiomycetes; Eurotiales; Aspergillaceae. The transcript has 2 exons. The record is from RefSeq and is a predicted model, not a curated record.